UCCUCUCCUCUCUGCUCAGGCGCUUUCUCUCAGUCUGCUGGGUGAGAUCAUUACAAGACACCAGGCUCCAGGACCUGACAUUCACGGGAAAAGCAGAGAGAGAAAAGGAGCGCGAGGGAGAGAAGACGAAGAAGAAGAAGAAGCAGAAGAAGAAGAAGAAGAAGAAGAAGAAGAAGAAGAAGAGGGAACCGGUGAUCCGACGCAACCGGCGACAAACAGCGACCCACAGCACCGUGUCCAGCCUCGGCUCUCCUGUGCUCCGUGCUGACGCGUAAAAAGCGCGCUCUCGCCGCUGACAUUUCCCCGCUGGAUUUUUUGGGCUUGUAGUCGGAUGCGGGCUUGUUUUGACUGCAGUAACAGUGCUACUCACCCCCACCACCGCCACCGUCACCUCCUCCUCCUUCCCUCCUGCCUAACCGAGUAGCGGAUUUGCGAGGGAUCUCAGCUUCGGCGAGUGAGCAGCGAUCCUGCGCGGCUUCGCAGACGCACCGCGCACCAAAGCAGCUCGCACGCGUCAGUCCGCAGGAGCACUGGACAGAUCUGAUUUCUCUGAGGAAUUGGACACAAGCGCCAAGUUUCCGAUUGGGUUUUUUCUCUCUCUCUCUCCCCUCCUCCUGUUUUUCUACCUUCCUCUGUCAUCAGAUCGAGUGCAGAAAAAAAAAAUCCUAUAUUCGCCUCUUUUCCCCCCUUCCUUCCUUUCCUUUGCUUCCUCUCCCUCUCUCCAAAGCACCGUUGACGCCAUUUUCCUCCGGGUUUUCUUUCAAAAAUAUACCCGCACGGUUUUUUUUCUGCACCGUGUGACAGCUCCCCGGGAGGCUGUCAUCCCAUCCGUCGCUUGCGUAAAAUGUGUCCAAAUGGAUUGUAAAUGAUCGUGAUGAAAUAUUUACACGUUCGAGCCGAGACUGUGACAACAUUUAGACAUGGACUGUCCCUGGCUUCGCUGUGAUCCCGUGGGACAACCAACCGAACCCCAGUAGCUGACCGAUAACAACCAACCCGUCGGACAGACCUCUGUUCUCUUUCCUCCUUUUGGCUGGCCGCCACAGCUUCCCCCAUCCUAACUGGCUUUGGCUGGAGUGUGGAUGGAGCCAAGGGAUCUGGUUGGCUCGGCCCAACCCAACGAGGUGGAGUUAAAGGGAGGCAGGGUGGGGCCAAAUGAAGAGGACCGGGAAGGAGCACGAGACAUUGGUUUGGUGUGCGGUGACGAUGUGAUUAACGGUGGCAUCAGUGAAGGGGAGGGGCUUGAGGAGCAGGGGGAGGGGCUUCUGGAAGAGCAGGAGUUCUCCAUCAAGGAAGCGAGUUUCCAGGAAGGAAGUCUAAAGCUGAAGAUCCAGACCACCAAGCGCACCAAGAAGCCUCCUAAGAGCCUUGAGAACUACAUUUGUCCGCCAGAGAUCAGGAUGACCAUCCGGCCUCCAGCCGGAGAGGGCAAAGCGGGGCGGCAGGGACGAACAGGAGGCGGUGCGGGGAGGGGCCAGAAGGAUGAAGAACGAGGACCGCCCAGAAAAAGGACAUACGAGCGCCAGUUCAGGAUGCCUGAGCAGAGAGAAGGAGGCCUGCUGCAACUACUGGGAGAUCACACUCCACAAAAACACCAGCUCCGCGGCUCCCUCCAUCCUGCACACGCCAUCUCACACACACAGCACGCCCUUGCGCAACAGUUCCAGCACCAACACCAAAUCAAUACACACUGGCUCACAUCCACGGCACCUUCUGCAUCCCCAGCAAAUUCAGAAGAUCGUGAUCUAGCCAGAGAACAGUCAGGAGCCAGUCGGAGCAAUUUGCUUGAUCCCAGUCAACCUUUCUCACAUACAGCAACACAUAGCCCCUCACCACAGAGAUCCCUGACUCCAGACCUGCAGUUGCCAGUGGUUACUGAUGCCAGUAUUCUCAACCUGACCUCUCUCAGCAGGGGGAGGGGUUUGCAAGAAGUUAGCGAACAGCUCUUUGGGAACAUCAAGAGGAAGUAUGGCAGGAAAGACUCCCAGAGGAUGCUCUGUAACCCACACAGUGCUGAUUCACCGUGGGGAAAGCAGACAGAGAAAGGAUCGGAGAGCCCAACUCAUUCAGAGAAGUACAGGCAAGAGGAGGCCACCGAACGGGUCCAUGAAGAAAGAGAGGAAAGGAGAAAAGAGGAUAGGGAGCGAGCAAUUGCUGGGAGGAAAGGAGAUGAAGAGAGCAGGGGGAUGCUCAUGCUUACAGAGGAGGGGAAAGGACGAAAGAGGCGGAGGAGGCCUUCUUUUGACGAGUCAUUUUCCGUUCAGGAGCAAUCACAGCAACGGCAGGAUUCGGACACUACAGAAAAACACCAGUCUGGGCCGCCUGAACCCAAAGUAGCACAUAAGAUGGAGACUCACAGAAAUGAUUCUCGUCCCACAAGAGAAGCUGAUGUCAAUGGAGAGAGGAUGGAAAAAGCAGAGAGAGCAGAUAAAGGUGAUAAAAGAGAAAAGGGAGAGAGGACGGACAGGGCUGAAAGAGGAGACACAGUAACAAGCAGGACCGACUCAGAGUCAGCUUUGAGUACAAACAGAAUGAAAAAGAACCCAGUGGGUCGCCCUAAAAUCAGCACAGACAUCCUUAAACACAGAGAAUCUAUUCACAGUCUAAUCAACAAAUCGGCAAAUCCCAGACUCCCGAGCCCAAAUCCCAGCCCCAGCCCCAGGAGUAGCAUCAGUCCUAGUCCCAGUCCCAAAUCCAGAGUUAACAUCAGUCCUAGCCCCAGUCCUAAACCCAGAUUUAACAUCAGUCCUAGCCCCAGUCCUAUAUCUAGAGUAAACAUCAGUCCUAGCCCUAGUCCUAAAUCCAGAAUUAACAUCAGUCCGAGCCCCAGUCCAAAAUCCAGAAUUACUAUCAGUCCAAGCCCUAGUCCUAAAUCCAGAAUUAACAUUAGCCCUAGUCCUAGCCCUAGACCCAGGAUGGCCUUGAGUCCUAACCCCAGCCACAGCACCAGCUCCAUAGCCAGUUCCAGACCAACCAAGGCAAAGGACAGGUGGUCCUACCUGAAAGCUAAAAGCCAUGCCAGCCUCACAUCACCCCAGAGAGACAUCCGAGGUAGCCCGUCAACCCUUACAGACCCACCUUCAGCUUUUCCCAUCACCCCUUCAAGUCCCCUUUACACCAACAGUGACAGCCUGACCGUCCACACGCCCAUUAAGAGGAAACGAGGCCGUCCCAAGAAGCAGCCACUCCUAACAGUGGAAACCAUCCAUGAGGGCACCUCUACAUCUCCACCAAGCCCACUAGCACAGGAUAUAUCAGCAGGGCUAAACAGCAGGAAGAAGACACAUACGCUAAACACAUUAGUGCAAAUGACAUCCACGACCAUCAGUGCCAAUUCUAACAGUCUGAAACUAAAGCGCGGUCGAGGGCAUUCCAGGCCAGUGAAUAAGAUGAAGCUUGGGAAAAUGCAGAGCAUCCUGAAUGAGAUCCUCUCCGGUUCCAGUCAGAAUGGCAGUCUGCCUCUGAAGUCAGCCUCUGCCCCUGUCACCUCAGCAAUGAGUGCCAUGGCAUCCACCAUUGAGGCGCGGCUGGGAAAACAGAUAAAUGUCAGUAAGAGAGGAACCAUCUACAUUGGUAAGAAGCGAGGGAGAAAACCCAGAGCAGAAACUCAAAGCUGCAACCUGAACAAAACCACAAGAGACAAGCCCUCCCUGUUAGUUUCCACAGCCAGUCUAUAUGAGAGUCCCACAGUGCCUUCCAACACCUUGUCUCCCAGCUCCAGCACUCCAUCCAUAAGAGCCAGCCACUCUGAUACCACUAUGCCCAGUCUGCAGCCCAUUUCAGCCCUACCCUCAAAGCCACUGAGCAGGGGCUUUCUCUCUGGAGGAUGGAAGCUGUCUCCUCCACGCCUCCUCGCAAAUUCACCCUCACACCUGUCAGAGGUGGCGUCAGUGAAGGAGGUGACUCUGUCACCCAUCAGCGAGUCUCACAGUGAGGAAACUAUUCCCAGCGACAGCGGGAUUGGAACAGACAACAACAGCACCUCAGACCAAACUGAGAAGGGUCCCGCCUCUCGACGCAGGUACUCAUUUGAUCUGUGUGGGUUUGAGGCUGCGGAGGCCGCAGCUCUGGAAGCAUCCAACAGGGGCAGCAGAACACGCUGUGAACGACAAGUAACUGCAGUUGACAACUUUCUGUCACAGCAGGAAAAAAAGCAAAAGCAUCAUCGGCGAAAGAGGAAGUGCCUGCAGAGCCGGGAUCAUCUCCACUUUCUCUCUGAACUGGAAGAGGUUGUGGUAAAGCUCCAGCAGCUGCGAGUGUCUCACAGACGAUACGCCUGCUUCCCACAGCACCCAUAUCCCUCCAUCUUUCGCCUCAACUUCCAUCAUUAUUACCCAGUUACCUAUGAUUCCUACUCCUGUGACUCCAGCUCAUACCUCCGCAGGAGUGCCGAUCUGAAGGCGAAGAGGCGACGUGGUCGUCCAGCCAAAGCCAGCGAGCCAAUCACAUCGAAGCUGCCUUUUGUUCAAGGAUAUAGUUAUCCGCUGGCAGGGGGAAAUUUCUAUGCAGCACCGUAUGCGAUGCCUUAUGCACCUCCUCUGAGUCUGGGCUACUUUCCCCCUGCUCCCUCGUUCUACCUGCCCCACCACUCUCUAGGACCUGCACCUCCAUCUCCCUUCAUGAGACCUGCUGUCCCCCCUCCAAAGGCUUUCCACUCCAGUGGACACUCCAAGCUUCAGGCUGGGACCAAGCUUCGCAGCUCCAGUGGCCCACUCCAGGGGUCGUCUGUAAGAGGAGAGGGUCUCGGCUCCCUGGGCAAUGGCAGCACAGGUGGCCUCACAGGGGUUCGCCUCCAUAAGAGGAAGCACAAGCACAAACAUAAGCACAAAGAUGAACCCCUCCUUUCACCGCGAGACCGGCAGGAGUUGGGUGGGCUCUUCAGUGGAGCUAAGACCACUGCGCGUCUCAACAUGCUGAAUGAUAGGAGAGACUUGUCCAGUCAGGGCUCAAAGCAUCUGGAGAAGCAGAGGGGCAUCGGUCGAGGCUCAAGCCUGGGAUCCAGCUUGGGGAUGUUUGAGUCAGACCAGCUGUCUACACACUCGCUUGCUGACAGCCACUUACACUCCCGUCAGACUGGACAGCCUAUAAGCAGCUUCAUGAGUAGCUACAGUAGCCAGUCACAGCGAUCAGAGUCGGCUCAGGAUCUCUUUUUGGGGUCACGGGAGGACGAGUGUGGUGGAAGGAGCAGGAAGACGAGACUGGCUGUGUUUGGAGAUCAGGGCUUAAUGUCAUUCCAAACAGCCAGGCAGGAGCAAGGACAGAUGAACCAGUGCUCCAGUCCCUCCCUCACUGGUGUUCCCAGUAAACGGAGGUACAAACGUCGCGAGGUGGAGCAGAUCCAGAAGGACGUCAGGAGAAUGCAUUCUUUGAACUUUGAGCAUGUGCAGAAAAUCCUCCGUGCCAAACGCCUCCAGCGACAGGCGAAAACGGGAAAUAACAUUGUCAAAAGACGGCCCGGACGGCCCCGGAAACAACCCGUGGAGGAAUCGGAACCGACCAACAGGAGGGUGGAAGAUCAGGUCGAUGGUCGGAGUUUGGACAUGUUGGCAGGCAGGAGAGGUGAUGUGAGGACUCUGGGGAUGCCUGUCCUGGAGAGGUGUGACGACCUGCCAGGUAGGCAGAGCCUCAGGCCAAACUUGACCCCCGAGCCUCUGGAGUUCUCCAAUCACGAUUCCAUCUCAGCAACAAUUGAGACAGUGGUGCAUCAAGCGCGGUCUGUGGCUCCGCUGGCCAAAGGGGGGAAACGCAGAGGCCGGGGCCACAGCAGGGACGAACUAUGGGCUCCCUCCAGUCAGUAGACCUACAGGAGAGAGCAGCUCUGUGACCGGAGCCAGUGCUGCAGUUCAAGCCUACGAGAUGCAGUGACCUUAAUUGUGGGACUCCUCUGUGCACUUUGACUUGUUUCUUCUCUUGGAUUUUACAGUGGGUGAGUGCAGGAACAGGAGGAGGGAACACUUCCUGCCUGUUCGCCACACCCACCAGAAGAUGAGCCUUUCAAUGAUUCGUUGGACCUUCAUUUACAAUGGCACUAUAUGGUACUAUUUGAUACUCAAUCUGAUGCUAUAAAAGUGUGUGGUACUUAUGAUAGUGUAGGACAUUAUGUGAUUCUCCAUGUAUCUGAUACAGUGAUGUGUAUGGUACUUAAUGAUACUGUAUCUGAAUUGUGGCGUUCGCCAUAUAUUUACCAGCAAGGGGAGGGGAAUGGUUAAUAUAAAACUGUGCAGCUCUGUUUAUUUUUGCCUUUCUGAGGAGGCUUGUCAAGGACAUGGAGUAAUACAGCAGUAAUUAAGCCACCUUACGCUAUAACCUGCCCCUGCUCCCACCUGAACCCGUCCCUUCUUCCCCGUCUUGCUCUAUCUGAGAAGUAGCUCGUACUUCCCAGCUUCCCUCGCCUCGUUCCCCCCGCUUGACACUCACCGUGAGUCUUUAGCCCUCCUCCCUGGUGCCUGCCCGCUCACCUCCAUCUACUUUUGUCCUCAUCCACUCCCAAUCAUGUUUUGCAUCUGCCAUUGCUUGUGCUCCCCCCAACAAACCCCCUUGUCUUGUUCAUUUACCCCCCGCCUGCUCAGGCCUGUCUGAGCAGGACGGUGACAUAAUAAGGCAAUAAGGUGGAUGAGACUGUCCCAGACUGUACAUAGAAAACAAAGUCCACUGUUGCCUGCCUUGUACAAUGGAGAACCAGCUCUUAGACAUGUACUGGCAUACCUACAGUAUAUUGAAUAGAAUUGUUGUACCAUAGACAAUGAAAGUUGUGUAUUGUUUUAUAACCAAAAACAGAUGUGGGUGCGACUCAAGACAAGUUUGUUUUCAGACACAAAGAACCACAUGUAUUCGUUCAUACACUCAUUAUUUUGUUUAUAUCCAGGGGGCAUUACAUACAGGAGGAAUAUCAGGUGUGUUUUUGGUAAACCUUAAACUUGGUUUAAUGCACUAUGAAAAAAAAAAGAAAAAAAAAGAGAGAAAUAUACACUUGCAUCAAUCAAAUGCAGCACUUACAUGCUAGUUCCAGCCUUAUGUUUUGGCCUUUGAUGGUGUGGAUAUCCAUUCCAGUGAGCAUGCAUUAUUUUAAUCAAUGUGUAUAUGCAGGCUGCGCAGCCAAAAGCGUUGAACCCAGGCCCCCCAGACUGAAUCAUGAUUGGACAGUUCAGCAGUGGGCUCUCAGUCAGUAUUUUUGAAAAUCUAAUCCCAGUCUUUGUACUUAACAUGAUUUUUUCAAUCCAUAUGCUUGGAGAUAUUUUUGAAAAGUGAAUCUAGUAUUUAGGUGUAGAAACCAAAGUCUCAGUAUUCAGUGUACAGAUGUGUUAUUUAAAAAGAACCUAAAUCGGAGUUUGACAAACUCUACACCAUGUUGGCACCAAUGUAAAGCAUUCCUAUGUGCACUCUAGAAUGUAGCCAUCUUGGAUUUUUUUUUUGUUUCUUCGUGUCAAUGUGUGAGCAUUUGUUAAACUCUAUCUACAGUAUCUGUGGCUUUGGGCAGUGGUUGGUGUGUUUUUCCUCAAAUAAGUAUUUCAGAAUAUAAGCAAUGGAUCAGUGUUUCUCUGUUUAAACAUUUGAUUUCAGAUUUUAUUUUCGGUGGGGUGGGAUUCUCAGUUGCAGCAGUUCAACUUGUGCCUUAUGUUUCUUUCUUCUCGCACCCAAUUUGCAUUCGACCUGAGAAAUAUCAAGACGGCCCCAGAAAUUCUACCAUAUAUUUAUACUCAUGAUUGUGCAUCUGAGUCUUCACAACGGUGACACUGCCCGUGUCCAACCCACAGCUUCUAUAUUCCGCAAGUCUAUCACGGGGACAUGGUGUUGUCCUUCUCACUGCUGCUUUUCAUCACCAUAACAGAACAAAGAAGGGCUGGACAUGUAUGACAUUACUGUUUUAGACACACAUCACACACCUGUCUACAUGCAGUUGUAGAAAACACAAACACCCACUGAGUCAGAUGUGUUACUAUCCAGUGGUAUUGACAGAACGCACUGUCCCAGAUUUAUAAUUAAAGAUCACUUACUCUGCCUGGUGUAAAAAUACAACUCAUAAACAGGUUAUGUACUUGGGGGGAGGAGGAACAGAUGAGGUUGUCAUGGAAACCACAUUCUCAUACUUUGUUGUUUGCUAUGCAUCAGGCUGUGCCUGGCAAUGACCUUAAAAGGAAUUUCUGUUCCGAGUCCACUACCUUUUUUUUUUUUUCUCCACAAAGACAAAAUAAGUGGUCCUUAUUUACCGAAUAAAAUGAACUCACGUAACAAGAACUACGAAUAAUACCAGUAAUAAUUUGUAAUAAGUUUGUGCAGAAAGUGACUAUCAUUUCACGAAGACUAUAGUUACUGCGACUCUAUGCAGUACAGCCUUAACCAGAUGUAAAACUACAGUAUUGAAGUGUUUGUUGUAAAUAGUGUUAGUAUGUCCAUCCUGCAUGGAUACCAGUUGGCUCGGCUAUGCUGGGACUGUCUCCUAAAAACCACGCCAGACCUCCUCUUUCCAUCACGACUGCUCAAGACCCGAGGAAUGAUCAUACAAAAUGAUUUGACAAAUUCUGCUGCACGUCUUCGAUCCAGUCUGUAAAAUUACAUAGAGAGCUGAAGUCAUUUGCCUUACCACACCUUUUGGAUAUAUAUACAUAUAUAUACAUAUAUAUAUAUAUAUAAAAAAAACACUGAAGUACAAUCGACCAAAAAUAGCAAUCCCUGCUGACUUGCAGUGUUUUUGCCUGGAGCUAGUUGGUAUAGUGCAGUAACAUGAAGAGUAAGCAGGAGGGUUUUUGUGUGUGUGGGUAAGAGGGGGGUAGUUCUCUGAGGAUAUGGCCAAAAAUAAACCCAUCCUAAAGUCAGUGUGCUUAACCUUGCAUUGCUGGAUGACUUUCAGCGGGUCUUGCAGUCUGUCGUGGUUGAAGACGAGGUCUAGACUUGUGGUCCAUGAGGUGUCGAGACGGAACGCUUGGCAGCUUACUCCUCCAUACUGUGGUCAGUCAGUGGUCUCUGCUGUACGAGUUUAAAGACCCCAGGUUUUGUCUGUCCUGUCCUGUCCUGUCCUGUCUGUCACUCCUACCAGCCAAUGCUCCGGUGCCUUCUAACACUGACAAGUAUUGUCCCAAUCCAGAGCUUUCACUCUACACAGAGACUGCAGAGGGGGGGACGUGUGGCUGUGAAUAGGGUUCAUGGUCGCUGUUGUUGCUUGAUCUUUUACCUUGUCUUUGGUGCCAGCAUCAAGGGCAGUGCCGCAGUGGUUUGACCCUAAACCAGACCAGUUCCCACAGCAACUAGGAUGAGAUGUUAGGCACCUACAGUUUGAUCACACCCCACACCCCCCAUUCCUUAUGUAGCAUGCUGUGAUGAGUGUCCUACAAAUGGGGUGAGGUGAGGUGGGGGAGGGGGUCACAUGAAACAGAGCCUCAUAAAUGUACAUGCAGUCAUCGUCACAGCGUAUGUUACACUUCUAAGCUAUAAUGUUGUUCAAAGCUGAAGCAUCGAGAAAACCAAUAAAUGUACUUCUUCAGAGCACAAAGUGAGCUCUUCUAACAGUGUGGGCAUAUUUUAGUUUGUAUACAUAGUGUAUUUGAACCUUUUUCUAGAGUGGGUUUCCUUUAUUUGCAUGCUCAAUUUGAUUGUAUGCAUAAAUAUUUUAGACAAGCCGAAAGUUGAAUUUCAAUGGAAUUUGAAACCAGACUUGUACAUUGUUUGAUAUGUUUCUUUUUGUAAUGAAUUUUUUAAUUCAUGAAGCAUUUUUGUACAUUGUAUGAAUAUUAAAAACUGCAAAUAUUUGACAUAUAGAGUAAAUACUAGAUGCGCAUGCAUAUGCAUAUAUCCUUCACAGUAUGUAUGUGUAAAUGUACACAUAUAUUUUGUAUUUGCAAUUGCUGGCAUACAGAUAUAUGUCUUAAGUACAUAUAUACAUGCAACGUAUAUGUAUAUUCAUGUCCGCUGGCAUGCUUUUGGUCAUGUUUAUCUUCCAUGAUCUUGUAGGUUCAUUUUUAUUUUAUUUUUUUUCCCCCCAUUUCUCUUUCCUCAGAGAGAAAAGCUCAUUUUUUUGCUACCCUUCUGUUGGCUGGCAGCAUUGAGCACUUAUUAAGAAGAACUACCGUUGAAGUUGUUCAUGUUAUCCAUUGUGUGAAAUAAUAAAUGAAUUUAUUGACAGUU
Solea solea (common sole) is the source of this 10119-nucleotide messenger RNA. RefSeq names its product SET binding protein 1 (gene setbp1). Bases 1083 to 5798 code for a protein of 1571 amino acids. Lineage: Eukaryota; Metazoa; Chordata; Actinopteri; Pleuronectiformes; Soleidae. The transcript has 7 exons. Gene Ontology annotation, molecular function: DNA binding. The record is from RefSeq and is a predicted model, not a curated record.